UCCUGAGGGGCGCAGCCACUUUUCCUGUCGCCCUCCUUUCUUUGGUUUCUAUCAACUUUCCAGCUGUAAAAUACCACAGUUUCCUCCUUUCGGAGUCUUUUUUCAGGACGGAGUUGAAGAGAGCAGUGUGCUAAGGGAAAGUGUGCUCACAUUCCUCACACACACACACACACACACACGCAACUUAAUCAAUUACAGAUUAACUUGAUACUUUGUCCCAAACUUUUUACAGUAUUUAGGUUAUAAUAUGUAACCUCGAACAGUUAGCCAUAGUGUUUGUAAGUGUGUUUCUUUCUUUGAAACGGUGUUGACGGGAAUUGUGGGAAAUCCGCUCCAGCUGUUGGUGUUGUCGAGCCGUCAUCCAGUUCCAAUGCCGCUCCACAAGUCGGGCCGGGCUCACCGCCUGGAUCCCACCAUGAUCUCUGCCCCGCUUGGCGACUUUCGUCACACCAUGCACAUCGGCCGUGGUGGAGACGCCUUCGGAGACACCUCCUUCUUGUCCAGUCACGGCCCCUCCAACACAGAGUCUUUUAAGUCCAUCACCUCUCCUGUGGAGGCCACCAUUGACUCCACAGAAGUGAGGCUAAAACAUGAAGCUGACAGCAACCCCCCUGAUGAACCAUUUACAGAACUCCAGCACUCAGAAUCAGUCUCAUCCUUCGAUCUGGAUCUAGACCUGGGGCCAUCCAUUUUGGGAGAUGUGCUGGGAGUGAUGGAUGGACUGGGAUUGGGCAGCAAGUGGACAUCGGGCAACGAAGGUGAAGAAGAAGUGUUUAUCUCCGGUAAGAGCAGUGCAGAUGGUGGGCUAUCACCCAAUGGUGCAACGAACGACCUGAACGAGAAGAUGAUGGACAGUCUGAGCAGAGGGGAGGAUCAUCUAAAUGAUGUCAAUGGUAUCAAAUCAAAGGGGCUCAGGCCCAAGGUGCGAUUUAGCGACAAAAAGGAGGAGAUCGUUGGUCGGCAGUAUGUAGGAGGUGAAUUAGAGCUGGAAUGUGAGAAGGAAAUGAGUACAAGUCCAGUUGGAGGAAUGGAGGUGAGGGCUGAAGGAAUGGCUAAUAAAGGAGCAGUGAAACCAGAGCUAACGAAUCACCGGCCAGAUGUCAGUCCCAGUCCUUCUUCUUCAGUGAGCUCAGAAUAUGAAGGCAUCUCCCCAUUGGACAGGAGGAGAGAGGAGGACCAUCUGUCACAGUCGGAUUCAGAUGAAGAGGGCGUCGCAGGAGAGCAGGGCUAUACGUUUGAGGAUGAGUCUGAUGAUGAGAUUGGCCUUUAGGAGUCUAAUGAUGGGUAUGUAAAGACCAAGCACAGAAAAGUAUGCGCAAAAUGCUUUUCUGAAAAACAUGUAAAAGGGAGAAACUACCAAAGUGAAAACAGCUCUACGAAACAGGAUGAACUGGACUUCUUAGUUAGUAGAAAAAGAUUACACACGUAAAUAGAGGCGGAAAAAUUUAUUGAAAAAAUACCUUUCAAAGCUCUAAGAUAAACAAUAGUUUGUCAUGAAAAACAAUGUUUUUCAGGGGUAGAACUAUAGUAUUAUAAAGAAAUGAUAUUUCUAUUAGUACUAUUAGUCCCACUAAAGCCUUAGACAAUGGAAUACAUUUAAUAUUUAAUAUUAUAAAACAGUCCUGAUAAACAGUUAUUAUAGGUUUAAUAUUGUUGCUAUCAUACAUUGUUAAACUGGGAUCUCUUAACUUUCUAAACAUAUUACCUGGGAAUGUUAAACAGUAGUCAUGCAAUUUAUUUUACUUGUUCAAUAAAUCAUCUCAAUACAGGAGUAAAAGGUUGAGCCAAAUACCAGUAUUUCAUAAAUGGUUCAGAUUUUAUGUCCUUUAGCGUAUUAGUCUCUUUUUGAAGAAACACCAUAUUAUUUUUUUAAAAAUACUAUAGGCCAAAAGUAAAGCGUGAAGCUUUCAUUUACUUAAAUUUAUCCUAAUUAUUGUUUUGUUAGUUCUGUUAUGAAUAUACGUGAGUGAAUUGUGGUAUCUAUGUAUAAUAUUAUCAGCAAGUAUGUUGUUCCUAAGGUAAAGACAUGUUGAUUUGAUGUUGAUUUAAUAUUCAUAGUGGCAUUAAAAAAGCCAGAGCUGGUCUGUUUGUCUGAGUUGUGGAGAUAUUACUGGAGAAUUCUGGGUGUUCCUGUGGGAGUGACAAACACAAUAGGUGGGAAAAACAGUGGGUGGACAUCUUGCUUAUAGAUCGCAGGUGCUCGGUUUACUAUGACUGACACAGUUUGAUAUAGUGCUUGUUGCUAUUACUCUUCUACACUUUGGGGAGUUUGGUGUGAUCUGACACACAACCUGGUAUCUGCUGUUUAAGUUUAAGGUACAUGGAGAGAAAAUAUAGUAUCCUGAUAGGGAACAUACUGAAAGAACAUUGAAAAUACAACAGUUGGAAAAGCUACUUUAAAAUGCUGUUAACUAACUUAACUUUAAUUUUAAAAAUGACUUUAUGGUUAUCUGUAUAUUUUCACUGCAUAUAUUAGAAGCGUUACUUCUAAUAGGACACUCUUUGGCAUCAUCAUCAUCAUGUGUCAUUACUUCUAGCUCUCUGUGCAUGUGACAUUGGCGUAUUCACUCAAACACUUCUCUGGUUGCAUAAAUGGGAUAGUUGUGACGAUCGUUUAAGGCAUUUAAGAUAGUAGCAAUAUUGCGUGCAUUAAAUAUUGCCAUGUAUUAUUUUACCGAUUAUCAGCACAUGCCUAGUUGUGUACCACAGAGGAUGAAACAGUGUGCUUAUACCACUUUAAAUAACUAUUUACCUACUUUAAAGUUACUUCAAUUAUAUCUGUCUAUUUUAAUAGCCAGUCAUUGAAGUUUACAUGUCUUAUAGAGACCACUUUCCAACUAAAAGGCUAGAGUUUUCUCAUUGAAAUUUAGAGCCAAAUCAGGAUAGCUGGAGAACUGCCUGCUGGUUUAAACUGGAUUUAUUGGGAGGUAAUUAUGGACAAGCUGCAUUACUGCUUAGUUUCACAAUAAUGGUUUAAGUAGCAAACUGCAUGACUUUAUACAUUGUUUUUUUUUCAGAAACAGUGUCUUAAACAUCUCCUUUUAUAAAAUAACCAUCUAUUCACUUGUAAAUAACUUGAUAUAAUGAUGAUUAAACACCUGACAAUUUG
Messenger RNA from Pangasianodon hypophthalmus (striped catfish), 3109 nucleotides. RefSeq names its product CDC42 effector protein (Rho GTPase binding) 5 (gene cdc42ep5). The transcript is spliced from 2 exons. NCBI's taxonomy places the organism in Eukaryota, Metazoa, Chordata, Actinopteri, Siluriformes, Pangasiidae. The record is from RefSeq and is a predicted model, not a curated record. Bases 371 to 1270 code for a protein of 299 amino acids.